AGAGGACAGGCAGAGGACAGGCAGAGGACAGGCAGAGGCUUGGUCGAGACGCUCUAAGGCUCCAGCAGCAGGUGAUGCGUUCAGGAUGUCUGACGGGAGGCAGCGAACUUUGUCCACCUCUGGAGAGUCUCUGUAUCAGGUCCUGGGUCUGGAGAAAGGCUGUUGCCAUGACGACAUCAAGAAGUCCUACAGGAAGCUGGCGCUGCGCUACCACCCUGAUAAGAACCCCGACAACCCGGAGGCGGCGGAGAAGUUCAAGGAGCUGAACAAUGCUCACGCUGUCCUGUCCGACCUCACCAAGAGGAACAUCUACGACUCGUACGGAUCUCUGGGGCUCUACGUCGCCCAGCAGUUCGGAGAGGACAACGUCAACACCUACUUCAUGCUGUCCACCUGGUGGGCCAAGGGUCUGUUCCUGGUCUGCGGCGUCCUGACGGGCUGUUACUGCUGCUGCUGUCUCUGCUGCUGCUGUAACUGUUGUUGUGGGAAACUGAGGCCGACGCCCACAGGUGAGGGGGCGGGGCCAGAAUACGUCUCCCCCGACGACCUGGAGGAGGAGAUACGCAACGACCCCGACAACGACGUUGAAACUCCGAUUGUUCAGCAGCCAACGAACGCCAGCGAGAAAACUCAGCUCAUCAGUGACGGACACCGCAGAUAUGGAGACACCUACACAUGAACCAGGAAACAGGAAACGCAUCACUGCAGGUGCAUGAUGUCACUACAUCAAAACGUCCCCUCGCUCUGUGUAACAGCUGUUAGUCAAUACAAACUGAAUGAGAUGGAUUUCAUGUCAACAGAGAAACACAAUGAAGACAACAGUAUGUGGACACUAAGGUCCAUAUACUGUUGUCCUGCUGUGACUCAGACGAUAAACAGAACGGCACUUUGAUAUUUCCUCUCAUCAUAUCGUCUUCAUGGUUAUUAACCUUUAUGUUGUGUGUGCGUCAUUAAAAUAAUCACAUGUCCCACUGUUGUUGAUGUAAGUUGCAGUGCAGCGAGGCUUUUAUUAAACUGACGCUCUGAUAGGUUGUUUGAUGGUUUGAGUGCUGACGGAGGGGCGGAGCUUCAAACAGCAGACUGAUUCCGUCUUUAAUAUUUUACAAACUAUAAUCACGAUAACGUUCAACAGUGUUGUUGAUGUAAAUAAAGUUUUGGUUUGGAUGAUGGAACAAGUGACACCUGUAGUGAUGUCAUGGAUGAUGUCACCUCUAAUACACAUUUAUGAAACAACCUUUAACAUAACCUUCAUUCACAUGAAAAAUAUCUUUGGAAAAAUAAUCUCUAAUAUCCGUUUUAUAUUCCUGUGAAAACACUGACACAUUUCUCCUUCAAACAGCUGAUUUAUUCACGUUUACCACCAAAUGCUACAAUUUACGAGAUUACACUGAACACAUCAUGAGAACAUUAUAAUUUACCUUCACCCAGUACUCAUUUUUACUGACCAGAGCCUGAAUGCUUCCCAAUGUAAAUCAAUGGAACCUCUGUCAGCUGUUGGUUGUGUUCACCAGCUGUUAAGAGGUAAUGAUAAUUAGCUGCUAACUGCUAACUGCUUAGAUUGACUGCUAACAGCAAGUUGCUAACUGCAGACAGCUAGCUGCUAACAGCUAACUGCUAACCAAUAACAACUACCAGCUCUAAGCUAACUGCUAACAGCUAAAAGCUAACCACUAACAGCUAACUGCUAACAUAUAACAACUAGCUGCUAACUGCUAACAAAUAACUGCUAACCACUAUCAGCUAACAGCUAACUGCUCGUAGCUAAAAGCGAACUACUAACAGCUACAAGUGAACAGCUAACUGUUAGCUGCCAACAGCUAACCACU
Epinephelus fuscoguttatus (brown-marbled grouper) is the source of this 1826-nucleotide messenger RNA. It is a transcript of the gene dnajc5b, whose product is annotated as DnaJ (Hsp40) homolog, subfamily C, member 5 beta. The transcript has 5 exons. NCBI's taxonomy places the organism in Eukaryota, Metazoa, Chordata, Actinopteri, Perciformes, Serranidae. The record is from RefSeq and is a predicted model, not a curated record. Bases 86 to 679 code for a protein of 197 amino acids.